ACAGCGGCACUGCAUGAGCGCAGCGAACGGUGUUCACAGUUUGCGCCUCCACCCUGCAUCCCCCACUCCCACCAAAGUGACGAACCAAGCGGAGCAAGAUGCCUGCAGAAACGCGCUUUGUGUUCUCCGCUCGCUUUAUUGGAGCCAUGCACAGGGAGACACCAAAACUGAAGAUGUUCAUGAUAUCCGUGCUGUGGUCAGAUGAGAAUGAAGUGAUUGUCUACAGGUCUUAUAAUGAUUUCAAGAACUUUCAUAAGCAAUUGAAGAAGAAGUUUCCCGUCUUCGACCCUUCACAAAAUAACAGCAGAAUGAUCCCAAAAUUUAAAGUGGAGGCUCAAAAAAAGGGCCUCCAGCAAAGUGGAUCAAAACGAUCAAUCCAGAGGAUGAAGGACUUGCAGGGCUACUGCGACAAGCUUCUCAUGUGUCACGAAAUGGUGACCCGCGGUUCAGAGGUCACGCAAUUUUUCACGCCACUCGACCAAGACAUGGUGCCGGACUUCACCAAGAACUGCGUCAUGAUCCUGCUGCCAGAUGAUAGCUCGGCUAGAGGAGGAGGUGGAGGAGGAGGAGGAGGAGGUCGCGUCUGGGGUGGAGGAGUUGGCUCCGUCACUCCCCCGUUUGUCACCGAGACGUACCGCUGCGUGGCUCCGUACGAGACCAAAGACACCAAAAACCGGCCCUUUAAAGUGGCCAAGGAUGAAACACUGGAAGUCCUCAUCAAGGACCCCGCUGGUUGGUGGUUGGUGGAGAAUGAGGACAAGUGCAUUGCCUGGUUUCCUGCUCCCUAUCUGGAAAAAGAGGAAGAUGAUGAGAGAGGACUGCAGCAGCAAGGUGCUUUCUACUGCGCCGUGAGAAAUUACUUCACCAAGAAGGCUGACGAGGUGUCUGUGCCCAUUGGUUCAGUGGUGGAGGUGCUUAGGAUGUCCGAUGACGGCUGGUGGCUCACCAGAUUCAACGACAAGGUGGGCUAUGUCCCCUCCAUGUACCUGCAGCCCUACAACAACCCUUGUACUGGACUUUUAAGUUUACAGAAAAAACUGAAUAGAUCCACCCACAACCUGACCAUCAGCGGGUUACCUCUGGAUGCUCGUUCUCCAGCCGAGCUCGCCAGGGAAACCCAUCCUGGUCAAAGUUUUGCACUCCAGCCCGGAGCUCAGUCUAGCGGGUGCGGCUAUGUGGCCAAAGCCAGAUUUAUGGAGCUUCUGUCAGAGACCCAAACUGUGCCUGCCCAGGUCGAGGUCAAUGACACCCGUUUAGAAAGCCGCGUUCGCAGCAUCAGCACAAGCUCAAGCAUAGACACCAGCGUCUCCUCGGUCAGUAGUUCGUCUUCAACUUCGAGCGCAGACGCAUUCGUACCCUUCCCUCAACAGAGCGUCAGCCCGAGUGAGCGCAGUCACCAGGAACGUCGCAACUCCAGCGCCAGUUAUCUGAGUUCCGGGAGUUCUGAGAGCUUCAGUUCCAGAGGCAGCGACACAGGCCCGGUUCCUCCGACGGUCCCACCCAGACCCAAGAAGGAGGAGAUUCUUAACCGGUGCUCCUCCGUGACUCGCAAAGCUGCUCUGGAGAGCAAAACCCAACUCCAGAGAUGGCCCGAUUCAACCAUCCACUCUCGCUUGUAGGAACACAUUCCAAAUACUACACAUUGGAGUCUUCAUGAUUUACUCACGCUAGUUCGCAUUCACACUUUCUUUUUUUUUUUUUUUUUUUUUUAAUUUCC
Hippocampus comes (tiger tail seahorse) is the source of this 1717-nucleotide messenger RNA. It is a transcript of the gene noxo1b, whose product is annotated as NADPH oxidase organizer 1b. Gene Ontology annotation, cellular component: cytoplasm. The record is from RefSeq and is a predicted model, not a curated record. The transcript is spliced from 8 exons. Gene Ontology annotation, biological process: superoxide anion generation. Gene Ontology annotation, molecular function: phosphatidylinositol binding; protein binding; superoxide-generating NADPH oxidase activator activity. Lineage: Eukaryota; Metazoa; Chordata; Actinopteri; Syngnathiformes; Syngnathidae. The coding region runs from base 99 to 1619 and encodes 506 amino acids.